Messenger RNA from Octodon degus (degu), 710 nucleotides. RefSeq names its product calmodulin-like. Lineage: Eukaryota; Metazoa; Chordata; Mammalia; Rodentia; Octodontidae. The record is from RefSeq and is a predicted model, not a curated record. The transcript has a single exon. Gene Ontology annotation, molecular function: calcium ion binding. Bases 185 to 634 code for a protein of 149 amino acids.
GGAGUCUCGUGUGCGCGGUGCCGUUACUCGCAGUCGGGUGGCGGCGCGGGUGGCGGCGGCAGCACAGCUCCGAGCGCACACCGUGCCUUAGCAGCGGCUGAAGCCGAGGCACCCCUGCCGUCACAGCCCUUGCACUGGUGCAUCCACCCUCGCUCGCUCUGCUCUUCCUCCCUUCGCUCGCACCAUGGCUGAUCAGCUGACUGAAGAGCAGAUUGCUGAAUUCAAGGAAGCUUUCUCCCUAUUUGAUAAAGAUGGUGAUGGCACCAUCACAACAAAGGAAUUAGGAACUGUCAUGAGGUCACUGGGUCAAAACCCAACAGAAGCUGAGCUGCAGGAUGUGAUCAACGAAGUGGAUACCGAUGGUAAUGGCACCAUUGACUUCCCAGAAUUUUUAACUAUGAUGGCUAGAAAAAUGAAAGAUACAGAUAGCGAAGAAGAAAUCCGUGAGGCAUUCCGAGUCUUUGACAAGGAUGGAAAUGGGUACAUCAGUGCAGCGGAGCUCCGUCAUGUCAUGACAAACUUAGGAGAAAAGCUAACAGAUGAAGAAGUAGAUGAAAUGAUCCGAGAAGCAGAUAUUGAUGGAGACGGACAAGUCAACCAUGAAGAAUUCGUACAGAUGAUGACUGCAAAAUGAAGACCUACUUUCAACUACUUUUCCCCCCUCUAGAAGAAUCAAAUUGAAUCUUCUACUUACCUCUUGCAAAAAAAAA